Messenger RNA from Lactuca virosa, 2088 nucleotides. The record is from the annotation of a GenBank genome assembly. Lineage: Eukaryota; Viridiplantae; Streptophyta; Magnoliopsida; Asterales; Asteraceae.
AUGGUGAAAACCGCAGCGAAUAAGCAAAAGCCGGCCAAGAAACCAUUAAACGCCAACAAAAAGAAGUUCGUAAAGACAAAGAAGAAGAAAAAUGUUGCAGAAAAAUCGAUCAUCUCAAACACAUCAGCUAAUCAAGCUGCCGAGACAUCUUCGGAUUCUGAUGUGGAAGAAAACUCACCUGAACAGAUCCAGAAGCUCAUCGAACCAUACACUAAGGACCAGUUAAUCGAAAUCCUCAUCAACGCCGCCAUAGCAAACCCUUCGCUUUACACCCGAAUUCGUGACGCCGCCGACAGUGACGAGUCCCACCGGAAGAUCUUCGUCUACGGCCUUGGCUGGGACACUACUAAGGAAACCCUAACUCUCGCCUUCCAACCGUACGGCGAAAUCGAGGAUUGUAACGUCGUCAUUGACCGUGUCACUGGGAAAGCAAAGGGCUUUGGGUUCGUUCAAUUUAGGUCACGGAAAGGGGCAAUGAAAGCUCUCAAAGAACCAAAGAAGAAAAUUAACAACCGAAUGGCGUCGUGUCAGUUGGCGUCAUUAGGGUCUGCAAUUGCCGGCUCCACGGACAACUCCAGUAGGAAGAUUUAUGUUAGUAACGUUCAACCCGAUGCCGAUGCAGAGCGACUACGAGCAUUCUUCUCCAAAUUUGGGGAAAUCGAGACAGGUCCAUUAGGGUUUAAUUCAUCAACAGGAAAGUCACGUGGCUUUGCUUUGUUUGUGUAUAAGACUCAAGAAGGGUUUAGAAAGGCUUUAGAAGAGCCUUACAAGGUAUUCGAGGGACAUAAAUUGCAUUGCCAGAAGGCAGCCGACGGGAAAAACAAGGGAGUUGCAACUUCAGCUCCGGCGACUGUAACCACACCUGUUGUCCAACAACCCACCCCGCAAAUGAUGGCUGCUGUUGCUGCUACUCAAAAUUUUGGAAUGUUCAAUCAGUCUCUGGGAUUGAACCCUAUGUAUGGAGGUUUGUUUUCAAAUCAAAACGCAGGGUUUCUCGCAGCAAAUCCUCUUUAUGCUUCAGGGGUUUUGGGGCAACUGGGUGCUGCUAUUGGUGGUGCACAACCCGGGUUAGGUAGUUACUAUGGUGGUGCACCCAUGGGUGUUGAUAAUACGUCAUUGCUAGGGGCUACUCCCCCAAUGCUACAGGGUGUUCAGCUUCAGCUUCGGGUUCCAGGUCUCAAGGUGGUGGUGGUGGCUCUUUCAGUGGUUAUCAAUCUCACUCGUGAUGAAGUACAGCUGUCAUUGAGGUUAAUUUUCAGUGAGUAUUGAAGAAUGAAUAUGUUUUAAAGGCUUUAUUUUCUGUUGGUGGCUAUAUCUUGGAAGUUGUGCAUGUACAAAGAUCUUUCCUAUUUCAAUCAUCAAAUCCUUCUCAUUUUUGCUAUUUUCUUUAUAUAUUUUAAUAAUUUCCUUGUAUGGAUUUGAUGACAUUUUAUAUCCUUCAUCCUAUUUUACUUUCUUCAUAGUUUUCAUCAGCAGUAUUUUCAUUGAUUUGCAGUUGUUUUCUUGAUUUCAAAUGGCUUAUACAUAUAUUCCUUCUAUGUCUUGAAGAUGACAUGGUUGAUAAUUUUUUUAUUCUUUAUCGUUUCAAGAGUUAUAUUAAUUUAUUUUUGUUUUGUUAUUUGUGUUGACAGUUCUUUUGUAGUUUUGUAGUUGGUUUUUGAGGCUUUAAUUUGCAUAAACUUCUUUAUUUAUAUUAACUUUUUUCUGUUUUAUGGGGGAGUCAAACAGAAUGAUACUGAUUUAUGGUUUUACUUGUUUAAAUUGAAUGUUUUAUGGUUUGUAGUUGGUUUUUGAGGUUUUAAUUUGCAUAUCUUUUUAAAUCUGUUUUCAAUUGAUAAACAGUUGUAUAAAGUUUCUUUUGGUAUUUUUUGUUCUUUUAAAAAUUGUGAAUUGGUAGUGUUGUGUUCAUACCAAAUGGAAGAGCUAAAUUUUGUGUAAUAGAAUAUAGAUGUAUUAUUUUUUAAUGUAACUUACUCAUAGAAGUAAAUUAUUUAAAUUUUUGUAUUUAUAAUAAUAACGUAUUAUAUGUCUUGGCUAAUAAUAGCCAUGAAACUUGAGCAUAUUUCACUGGUUUUAGAUGAUGACCGU